UAAGCAAUGGUCCUGAGGACCUUAGGAAAAUCAAGGUGAUGUCUUCCCCCAGACUCAUCCCCAGCUGGAAGGACUUUAACACCUUCAUAAAUGACAUCAUACAUAAAAACAAGGAAUCGUUAGAUGUCUCAAAGAAUGAAACAGUUGUGCUGAGUGACCGGUCCCAGAUACUGUUCAAAGAAUCUCGCUAUCCUCAACAUAUGCCACUUAUAUGCCAUUAUUUCUGUGAUGCCCACUUCUUUGCCUCCCUCUCCUGGGUGACACCCCACACAAAAGAUACACAGGCUAUAGUGUGGAUGAAGAGCACAUCUGAGGACACGGUUGAGAAGAGAGCGUUCUCCAUGACUGAGCGACUGCCACCCAUCCAGUCAAUGGUCCACACCGGUUCCUUUCAUAUUCUCGUGACUUACUGUGGUGACCUGAUCCUGCGCCUCUUUGGGGACCACUUUCGGGCAUUCAAACCCCUAGCCACUGUGCCCUGCCGCUUCAACAUCAACUGUCUCUGCUAUGACCCAGAAAUGAAGAUGCUUCUGUCAGGCAUCUGGGGGUCUGUGGUCACCUGGGUCAUUGAUUCCAGUGGCAAGGGCCUCCAGAUAGCUCACAUGAUUUCCAUACCUGGUAAUGAGCUUGUGCAGGAAAUCGUGCUCAAUGGUCCCAAUGGCUCCCUCCUAGCCCUCUGUGAGACUGCAGUGAGAGCCCUUGAGCACCAGGGCCAGGGCAGGCUGGGAGAGGUGAAGAAGUUCAUGUCCACCAGCAGUGGCUCCUCUAUCACCUGCUGCUUCACCUGUUUGGAUAAGGAUUUUCUCUAUGCUGGAAACAAGGCUGGGGAAAUCCAAGUAUGGAGCCUCAGUCACAGCCACGCCCUCCACAGUUUCAAGGCCCACUCCUCAUUGGUGGUUUGUAUCCGCAGCCGGUCAGAGGCCAACACCCUGCUGACAGCCGGCCAGGAAGGCUUACUGAAGGAGUGGAACCUUACUUCAGGGAACCUACUUCGGCAACUAGAACUCCGUGAGGAGCUGUACUGCCUCCAGUUUAUUGAUGACACUACCUUCUUCUGCCAAACUUCCCACACAUUUUUCUUGCGCCGUCUACCCUGCUUCUAUAGCCUCUUCCAUGUCUGUGGAUCUGCUCCCCAGCAGGUGCAUCGGGUCUUCUGUGGCGAUAACUGGUACAGGAUCCUGUGCAUUACAGAAGAUGGCCUGUUGCGUUUUGUGUCCCCAUUAACAGGGGAUCUUCUGCUUCUCACCUGGCCCUUCUCAAUCCUGGACCACGCUGUGGAUUGGGCCUAUGACCCAGGUAAAGAGGAGCUCUUUGUGGCAACAGGCAGCACAGAAGUGUUGGUGUUUGACACAACCCGUAGUCCUUGCCCAGCCAAGUAUCUUAUAUGCACAUCACCAAAUUCUCGGGACUUUGUGUACUGCCUGGCUUAUGGACAUUUCCACCUGGGGCGAGGGAUAGGAGGACUGGUAUUCUCUGGGCACCAGAGUGGUAUGGUAAGAGUGCUUUCCCAGUGUAGCUGUGCCCGAACAGAGAGAUUCAUACACUACGGGACUGUCCUGGCACUCUCUACACUGGCUGCAGGGCUUUCAAGUGGCCUAGAAAACUCUUUGCUGUGUUCCUAUGGAAUGGAUGACUAUAUACACUUAUCAGAAGUUGUGUUUGAUGGCACCAAAGUACAGCUGCAGCCUCUCUCGAGCAUUCUCAGCAGCUGUCCCCUAAAUCAACUGAUUCUCUUGCCCAACUCUGUGGGAGCCAUCACAGAUGCUAACUGCCUGCAUCUCUGGAAGUUCCAUGAUUUUAUGUCCUAUGGGUCACAAAAAGGCUCAAAAUUCAUAGAGACACUGCCUCUGCACCAGUGUACUAUCACAUCCUUUGAUGUCUGCCUGUCCUUGAGUAUUUUUGUCACAGCUGCUAGUGACGGCUCUGUCCGGAUCUGGGACUUCCAUGGCAGACUCAUAGCCAUGCUGGACUCAUCACUGCACUUUGGCCCGCUCUGCUUUGCAAAUGACAGGGGAGACCUGCUUGUGAGUUUCAAUCAGGGACUUUAUCUGGUGUCUUGCUUAAAACUGCUUCCCCCUAACCUGCUUUCUCUCCUUUCCUUAAGGAGUAUAGCAGAUGAAGUGCUAGAAGCCCCUAAGCCUUUCACACCAAGCUUCUUCCUCUCUUUUGAGACCAUGUUUUUGCCCAAGUAUAUCUACCUGGGUCAUGGGAAACAGGAGUUAGUGGGUCUGCAGAACCUUGUCAAUAAGCGGGCCAUUGCCUUUGACAAUUCUGUGCCACAUGUCAUAGAAGAAGAUGAGGAUGGGAGUCCUGUGUUACUGGGUACCCCCAAACAUGAGGAGGGAGUACAGAUGAGAAAGCCUCCCCAUCACCAUUAUGUGGUUCCUCCUCAGUUACAACUGACUUAUUGGGAUGGACUCAACCCUUAUCAGAUACUGAGAUGCUACUUUGGUGAUGGGCGGGAAUGGUUCCUUGCCCCUGACUGCUACAUCCCCAACUCAGUGAUUCGUGCCCAUCUUUGGCCAGAGGGCAGCCCGAUACACCUACAGUGUAACCUGCAUUCACCCCAGCGUGAACUGGAGUGGGAAACAUCCCAACCCUUCUUCUUCUGGCAAACCAGGGCAAGAACUUUAAGUAAAGUGCAAGCAAAUGAAGAGGAGGAGGAGGAAAGUUUCCUAGCAAUGAGAAAAUCCAAGGAGGGAACCUACAGUGUCCUUAUAGACUCGGCAAACCGUAGUUGGCUGGGCAGAAAAAUGAGUGAAGUAGCUAUUAGGAACCUAGUUGAGACGAUCCUCACUAUUAUGACCCAUGCUCCUCCACUGAAGUUCCAGUGCUGCAUUGGUGCACUAGGACAGAUCUUUGCCUCUUACCAGGUGUGUCCAUCCCUGCGCUCUGAGACUGCUCAUCGUCUGCUGGAUGAAACAACCAAUUCCAACCCACUGAUCCGAGAGCUAGCCUGGGAAGGGCUGAAGCGCCUAGGAAUGGUCACUCAUCUCUUUGCCUUGCCUCUGGCCCAAGGGUUAAUGGAUAAGGAUGAAAGAGUAAGGAAUAAGGCCCUCAACAUCAUGCCAGAGACUGGAAUCCACUCUAAGACCUCACUCUUAAACUUGAUUCAGAGACCAGAGACUUUACAGGAGAUGAAGCAAGAGGUGAUUGGGGACGAAUCCCUGGGCCACCUGCUGGGGAUGCGGCCCACAGAUCUCCAAAUCCUUUUCACUCAAGUGCAGCGGCGACUGAAUGAAAACUUGACCUUGUCAAAAGAAGACAGGAUGUCUCAUUUUUCUUUAUAUGUCUCAAACCUUAUGCUCUCUCCUAUACAACCUAUCAUUGUUCCUGAAGAAGCUGAUGUCAAGCGCAGCAAAGGCCAAAGACGGGGCCAAACAGGGGGCAAAAGGCACACUCAAAAAUUGUUGCGAGGUCUUAGAAAGAUGAAAGAGGGAGACUUUAAACAGAUGAGCACAGAGCCAGGCCCAACAGAAGGUGAAACUGAUCAGAGUAAAACUGUGCCACUUGAAGUGGAGAACACAACUUUCUACUCCAGGACCUCAAUCAGUAGUUUAAAGGACUUUCAAGAUGUUGAACCUUCAGAAAUAGAUGUCUCAGAGAGUUACACUGCUCAGACCUUGAAGAUGUUAAAGCAAAUGCCUGACACAAGAGGCAAGAAAGCUACAGCUAAGAAACUCACAAAGAAGUACAAGAAAAGACAAGAGGAAGAAGUUUUAAUUGAGGAAGAGGUGUCUACUGUAGAACCAAUAGAAGAACCAGCUAGGAAAAUAAUUAAACCUCAGGGGCGGGGUGCUGCCGGAGUGCCUGGCCAUAAGGUUGGAUCUGCCACCUCCUGGCGGGAUGAUCUAUGUCGUCUUAUGACCCUGAGGAUAUCUGGUUCCCAAACAAAAAUGUCAGAAGAUCUAAACACUGAGUUAGUGACUAUGGCUCAGGAGAUUCUGGCGGAUCGGCAACCCAGCUGGGAACUCUUUCAGAAGAUCUGCCCUGUGUUGAAGAAACAAAGCAUGGAAAUGUCUGAGGACCUUGACAGGGAUGUAGUCUGGCCAGAAGAGAAACCAAGUUUUAUCUAUGAAGAAGAAAUUAGGGAGGACAUGGUUAUCAGAGACAAGGAAGAGACACCAGUGGAGUACGAAGAACAAGUGCAAAGGGAAGACAGGGACAUGGAGGGCUGGCAGGUAGUUCCCAAAAAAGGCAAGGAAAAGCAAGUUGUUUCUGUAGAAUCAGGUGACCUGACUAAGAAAAAACAAAAGUCAAAGAAGGAAGAGAAGAAAUCCUCUGAGAAGACAUCUAUGGAAGAGAGGAAAACAACCCAGGAGGACAGUAACAUACAUAAAAAGGAGAACAAAAUAACUGAAGGAUUGAGAGAUGUGAGCAAGAAAGUCGAGGAAAUGACAAAAGCAGAAGAGAAAGUGGUUAAGCCAGAAGAAAAGCCAGUUAGUGUAGAAAAGACGCAGUCUUGGCAGGAGUGGAAGACCUCGUGGGAUCAGUGGAAACAGGCACGCAGUGAGAGAAAGAUAUCCUGGGAAGAAUGGAAGCAAGACUGGGACAAAACCCAUCUUCAGGAAGAGAAGAAACUGCCCCAGGCUGAAGAGGAACUAUUCCUAGAGGAAGAAAUGCAGGAGGGGAAGAAAAAGCAGCUGAGUAGGGAUGAGUGGAAACAGAUCUGGGAAAACGUGUUUUCUCCGAGGUUCAAGGAUAAGAAAAAACUAUUCAAAGAGUGGAAAGAAGUAUUUAAGGAAUUGAGAAGAGAAAGAGAAGAUGAAAAAGAAGAGCUGUCCUCCACACAAGAGCAGAGACAGAUCCAGGAAGAGCAGAAAAAGGCGAGGGCACAGAGAAAACAAGCCCAAUAUAAAAAACAAGAAGAUAAACAGGAGAAAAGACUAGCACAAGAAGAAGAGAGACUCACACAAGAAGAGAGAAAGCUGGCCCAGGAAUAUGUGAAAAUGGCCCUGAAAGAUAAGAAAAUGGCCCACUUAGACACUAAGUUUGCCCAGAAAGAGGAAAAAGUGGCUCAAAGAGAAGAGGAGUUAAGCCACAAAGCAGAGAAAUUGGCUCACAAAGAGAAUAAACUGGCCAAGAAAUUGAAGAAAGUUACUCAGGAAGAAGAGAAACUAGCAAAAAGAGUAGAAAAAGCAAUUGAGGUAAAAAUACUGUUGGCCCAGACAGCAGAAAUAGUGAAGCAGAAGGAGCAAAGUCUGGACUGGCAAGAAAAUGUGCUGGCUGAGGAACUAGAGGAACUGGCAAGGGACAUGGAAGACCUGGCUUCAAAAGAAGCAGAGCUGAAGCAGGAAGAAGACAGACUGGUUAAGGAAAAGGAGGAACUGGAUGAGGAAGGGGAAGUACAGGCCUUGCAAGAGGAGAAUCUGGCUAAGAAAGAGAAAUCAUUGGCCCAGGAAGAAGAGCUGCUGGUGCAGGAAGAAGAGAAGCUGGUGCAGGACAAGGUAAAAAACCCUAAGGAAGCAAGGAGAUUGGCUUGGAAAAGGCAGUUACUGCUAGAGGUCAAAGAGAAACUGGCCCAGGACAGGGAAAAACGGACCCAGAACAAGACAGAAUUAACACAGAACAAAGAGAGACUGACCCAGAAGGAAGAGAAUCUGGCUCAGAAAAGGAAGAAUUUGGCUCAGGAAAAGGAAAAAUUGGCUCAGCAGGAAGAGAAUCUCCACCAUGUCGAAGAAGAACUCCACCAGGAGAGAGAGCAAUUAGCUCAGGUGAAGAGGAAAACAGAUACAUACAGAGAGACACUGGUUCAGCUAGAGGAGAAGCUGAGUCAGGAAAAUGAGGGAUUGGUCAAGAAGAAGGAGAAACUGGAUGCUGUAGAGAAGAACCUGGUUCAAGCAGGUGGAGCCCUGGCUAGAAACCAGGAGAAAGUGGCCCAGGAAAAAAUGGAAUUAUCUGUGGCAAAGAAGGCAGCGCUCCAAGGAAGGGAAAUACUCAGAGAUGAGCUGGAAGUUGCUAAGAUAAAACACACACUGAACAUAAAAAAGAUGAUGAUGGUACUUCAAAAACUAGUCAGUGAUGAAAGGAAAAUAAGUCUUGAAGAAAUAAAGAUGACAAACAUAAAGCAGUCACUUGUUGUCAAGGAGAGCACACUGAGCAAGGAACAGAGCAGACUUGAUAUCGAAGAGUUGAAUAUUUCUGAUCAAGAGUCAAAACUGGAUGAAAAGAAACCAGUUAAAAAACAGAGAGAAAUGGCCAAAAAAAUGAGUACUAUUACAUAUCAUGAGAAAAAAAUGGCUGAAGAGAAAAGUAAAUUGGCCAAGGAGCAGAGAGAAGUCAUACAGGCUGUAGAAAAGGAAGGGGUAAUAGAGGAGGAAGAUAAAACUCUAUUCCUUAAACACAAGCAGAGAAAAAGGAAACAGUCAAAAGACAUUGAUACCCUAAAUGAAAAGUUUCACAGAAAAGUGGAUGAGAUAGAAAGUGAAGAGAGCAUUUCUAAGGAAAUAGAAAAUCUAUUAGAAGUAGGACAAGAGAGUUUGUCUGAGGAGGAGGAGGAAGAAGAAGAGGAAGACAAGGAAGAGGAAGGAGAGAAGGAAGAAGGAAGGAAGGAGAAGGAAAAGAGGAGUAAGGAAAAGGAAAAGAAGAAGAAAAGGAAGAUGGAAGAGGAUGAAGGUUCCAAGGAGGAGGAGGAAGACAUGCGAGAGGAAGAACUGGCAAGUUUGAGUGAGACACAGGAGGAGAGAAGUUCAAUAGAAAUGGGCAAGGAAAAAGACACCUUGAAAAGAGAAAAACCAUUUAAGCUACAGGAAGAAAGAAGAAAGGACCUACAAAGAAGAGAAGUAGUCCCUUCUAUUGGAGAAAGAUUUGUUGCAGUCAAGGGCAGUGGUGCAAAACUGAGAGUUCUAAAAGUCCCUUCCGGACAGCCAGUCUCUGUAUCUAUGGAUAUUGGAGGGAAGAUACAAAUGCCCCUGCCUGUCAAACAAGUACCUCCAGAAGAAAAACUCACAGCACUUCAGACAUGGAGCACAGUCUCAAAGGUAGAGCUAGAGGAUAAAGAAAGAGAACUGUUUGAAAAAUAUAAACACGUUCCUCUACCUGUUUUGGAUACAAUUUUAAUGUUCCAAGAGCAGGACACGAAGAUACCAUUCACAUUCAACAUAUUUAGGAAAACAGUGGAGGCUCACAAACUCAAACAUAGACUCCCUGAUGCCAGGUGGAAGUGGCUUUUGGAGCAUCAUCCAUCUCUGACAGAAAAACAUAAGAUACAACCACCUCUUGCUCAGAUCCUGACUGACAAACAACAUCCAGAGGUACAAGUAAGCCUCACAGAUACAGAGUGGAUCCAUCAGGUCCUAGAACGGAUGGAAGCAGGAGAACAGCUUUCCAGAGACAGCUUCCACAGAUUGUGUCAGCUCCUCAAAGACCUGACCUCAGAGGGAAACUUAGAGUAGCUCCAUCCGGCCAUGCUUGACACCAUCGUGCACCAUCACAUGCAGGCUCUGGAGUCGCGAAGCACAAGGGCCUCGGAGCCCAGCAGGAAAUUCAUGACUCUGAAACACCUGCAAGCGAUUCCUCCUAGAAAAGGAAAGGAGAAGGAAAGUUGGCUAAAAUCCUUGACUGUCCUUACACCAAAGUCCCUAUUACCUGCCAAGGUGAUUACAGACCCAAAGGCCACAAACUGGCAUCUUCUAGGUGAACCUUGCAGAAGCGCACGGCUACAGCAGCUAUCCAAUGCUCUCAGGGAAAUGCAGACACAUUUUUAUCCUGACACAAGAGACCUCUUCACAGGUGCCCAUGCCUCUGUGGAAAAACAAACCAUGGCACUAAUGUUUCAGAAGGACCUCAGGGAUUUUAAGGAUAAGGACAGGUUUCUUAAACUGCCCAAGUUGGAGAAGAAGACACAGCCUGUCUCACAAAAGAAGGAAAAGAUACCUCCAUGGGAGACAUUUGUGGCACUGUACCAUGUUUUGCGGAUGCUGCAGCAGCGAUACGGUAAGGACUCUGCUGCUUGGACGGAACAGUUCCAUCAGCUCAUGGACUUGUACCAGCUCAAGUCUCCCAGAAUCCAGAGGCUGCUACAAAAUCUGCUACUGGGAAAGGAGCCUCAACCCAAACAGAUCAUCAAAAAAGAGGCCCUGCAGGCUAUGGAGCCAGUACCUGGGGAACGGGUGUUUUACUGCCUGAUUUGUGGUGGCUCUCAUACCCCAAGCAGUCUGGGGUUCCAGAAUGUGAUACCCCUUCCUGGAUAGAAUAGUGUGUGCACCUUCCUUCCUGUAGGUAUUGCCAAAUAUGGGAUCUUAGAACUUGCCUGGAAGAGCCUGCCCCAAGCUGAUACUUGCCUCACUAAGGGAUUUCCCCGCAUCAUUGCUACCACUCCCAAAUUUGGGACUGGCUAGAGGUUAGAACUUUACAUUCUUAAUUGGAGAAAGCUUUGCUCAUCAGAAUCUAGAGGUUCAUUUCUAGGGACCAGAUCAAAGUGCUUUCCCUACCCAUUUCUGGAAACCUGUUUGUGGAAUAAAGAGGAGGUUUUUUUUUCAA
Cavia porcellus (domestic guinea pig) is the source of this 8481-nucleotide messenger RNA. RefSeq names its product WD repeat domain 87 (gene Wdr87). Gene Ontology annotation, molecular function: protein binding. The record is from RefSeq and is a predicted model, not a curated record. NCBI's taxonomy places the organism in Eukaryota, Metazoa, Chordata, Mammalia, Rodentia, Caviidae. The transcript has 5 exons.